AUAUGCAGCCAGCAUGGGGACAGACAAUGACUAAAGAAACAAUGCACAGCUUUUCUCAUACAUUCCUAUGGUUCUCCAUCUUUAUAGGGCCACACUUGUGCCAAGAAGACUCCAUGGAAAAGCAGAGACUGAAGCAAGACCUGCUGAUUGCCGUGAUGUGUGUAUUCUUGGUGCUCCUGAUUUUGCUCAUUGUUGGCUGCACUGUUCUUCACUACAAGCUGAUGACAGACGACAUCACCCUGAGGAAGGAGGUGAAGUCUUUUGCUAUCCAGACACACUGCAUGGAAACGAAGUUUGUCCUGUCUCCUUCCCCAGCAGAGGCACUAGAAUCAUCUCAGCGGAUGCCAUGCCUGCCACCAUGCCAGGCACUAUGCCUGCCACCAUGCCAGGCACCAACAUCCCAGGGAAUGUCCCAGCCACCAUGCCAACCGCCAUCUCCACCACCAUCCCAGCCACCGACCAAGCCACUGACCCGGCAGCGAUCCCAUCCAAGAUCCCCACCCCCUGCGGCACACUUGCCUAAGCCGUCAAAAGCUUCACCCUCAAAACAGAAGAAGGCAGGCUCCAGGUCAAUCAGCCACAUUUACAGGAGCAAUUCCUCCGAAAGCAUUCACUCCGAUGAGUCUGGAAGCAUUUACUCCAUGGAACAUUUCCAGUGCCUCUACGGCUCCUCCAGGAGUGGAUCCGUGGAAUCUCUGGAGGGCAAAGGAUCCCAGGGCGAAGGAAGUGGUGGAAGCAACGAUUCUGGGAGCAUCAUGCUGUGCGCCAUCCGUGAGAUGUGAUGGCUGAGAUGAUGCCAGUUCCAAGGAUGGUUGGUAUCACGCCUUUGCUGAACGACUCAGUGUCUUUCUUUCAAGGAGAUGCUUGAGCAUCUGUGUCACAGCGUGCCGAGUCAGAACACCCCAAAAUCAAUGGAUUGCAUCACCCUCUAUUCCAACCCAUAAUCCACAACCUCAGCCCCCAGCCCCAGCCCUCCCAAGGAUCAAAAUGAACUGGAGGUGAACUUCCUGUCAGUUUGAUUUGUUGUUGUUUAUAAAACUUUUUAUAAAAAAGUUAACUAAUCAUAGCAAGAACAAAAUUCCCCACAAAAUGAACAAAAACAGGGACUGAUCUCUGUGACUCGAAAUGAAAACAAAACAAAACCUAGAUUGAUGAUCUGGUAAAAUAAAUGACAUUGGAGGGAUUUUAAAAAAUGAAAUAAAAGAGGGAAGGAAAAAUA
Podarcis raffonei (Aeolian wall lizard) is the source of this 1219-nucleotide messenger RNA. RefSeq lists its product as uncharacterized. The transcript has 3 exons. Lineage: Eukaryota; Metazoa; Chordata; Lepidosauria; Squamata; Lacertidae. The coding region runs from base 3 to 782 and encodes 259 amino acids. The record is from RefSeq and is a predicted model, not a curated record.